GCGCGUGUGGACAGCCAGAGCGAGGCCGUGGCCAUCCAGGCCAUCCGCAACGCCCGCGGGAACUCGCAGUGCGUGGACUGUGGGGCGCCCAACCCCACGUGGGCCAGCCUGAACCUGGGGGCCCGGGGGUGCGCGGGAAGCCACCGCAUGCGGGGCAGCCACGUGUCACGCGUGCGCUCGCUGGCGCUGGACGAUUGGCCCCGGGAGCUGACGCUGGUGCUCAGUGCCAUCGGCAAUGCCACGGCCAACAGCAUCUGGGAGCACAGCCCUGGGGGGCGCCGCAAGCCCACGCACCUCUCCUCACGGGAGGAGCGGGAGUCGUGGAUCCGCGCCAAGUACGAGCAGAGGCUGUUCCUGGCGCCGCUGCCCGCGGCCGAGGCCACGCCGGGGGAGCGGCUGCUGUGUGCGGUGCGGGAGCAGGACCUGGGCAUGGUGCUGCUGCUGCUGGCGCACGGCCCCACGGGGACGCUGCACGCCGGGGACGCCGGGGGACGCACAGCGCUGCACGUG
Messenger RNA from Mesitornis unicolor (brown roatelo), 510 nucleotides. Its product is annotated as arf-GAP with GTPase, ANK repeat and PH domain-containing protein 1-like. Gene Ontology annotation, molecular function: GTPase activator activity. Gene Ontology annotation, cellular component: nucleus. NCBI's taxonomy places the organism in Eukaryota, Metazoa, Chordata, Aves, Mesitornithiformes, Mesitornithidae. The record is from RefSeq and is a predicted model, not a curated record.